AUGAUAGAUUUAGAUUGGGCGAUCGGUCUAAAUCGGCUCAUGUUGAAAAUCGUCGGUUUGUGGCCACCGGAUAAUCGAGACUGUCAUGAAAGCAUGAAAUCGAAAAUUCGAUUACUGUGCAGCAUUAUCAUGAUACUCUUCAUAUUAGCAAUACCAACUUUCGUAUCACUGAUAAGAGUAUGGGGCAAUAUGAUUCUAAUGAUAGACAAUUUGAUAUACAGUCUACCCGUGUUAAUUGCUCUAUUCAAAGUUUACAUUAUUUGGUACAAACAAGAAGGUAUAUUUGACAGAAUAGUGUGCUCUGAGAAUUUGUCUUAA
This is a messenger RNA of Harpegnathos saltator (Jerdon's jumping ant), 318 nucleotides long. RefSeq lists its product as uncharacterized. Bases 1 to 318 code for a protein of 105 amino acids. The transcript has a single exon. The record is from RefSeq and is a predicted model, not a curated record. Lineage: Eukaryota; Metazoa; Arthropoda; Insecta; Hymenoptera; Formicidae.